AUGGAUAAAUUAAUAAAAGAGAUAACAUGUUUACAAGAAUGGAGUCUCUCAACAGCAUCUAUUAUUCAGGAAAAUUCACCCGAAAUUAAUGAUGCUUUAGUGUAUUCUUUACCAUUUGUUCCUCGAAAUUCUUUUAAAAUUGCAGUAUUAAAAAAUUCUGAAUCUAUUGUUACUAUUACCCCUGACAGAGUUAUGAGAGUUAAUAAUAUAAAAGAUGACAAAUUAAUUUUAAAAAGUGUUAUUAAAUUAAAACAAGAUGUACUUCAUGAUCAGGCAAUUUUACAAUAUUCUGAGUCAGGUCACCUAAUUCUUAUCACAAGAUCUUUUGGUUUUUUAGAUAUUUUUGAUAUUAAUGGUGUUUUUAAAAAUACUAUAAAACUUUCAAAUAAUACUAAAAGUGUGUUUGACUCUAUCUCAUGUAUGCAAUCUGUGGUAUUAGAGGAUGAUUAUUGGACUGAUAAAGUAUACAUGCUUCAGUGUAAUGGUUCAUUUAUAUGUACUAAGUUGGCUGGUGAUGGAAAAAUUGAAACUGUUUUCAAUAUAACUAUUCAAUCAGAUGGAUAUAUAAAUUGUUUUCAUUAUAAUUCAAAAUAUAAUAUUUUAAUAACAUCAAGUGUAUUUAUAAAAUCUAAAGAAACAAAUAAAAAAGAAUUGUCUAUUAUUGAUAAUUAUGGUGUUAGUGUUUAUAGAAAUUCCAACUCAAAUGGUGAAUCUUUUGAUUUAUUUUUGGGUGCAAAUAAAGUUGCUAAAAAAAUCGAUUCUUUCUUAAAUCUUAUAAGUUCAUUUUACAAGUAUGAAUCAAUAAUAACAUUUUCAACCAAUUCAGAUGAAACAUCACUUAUAUCAUUAACAAAUUUAGGAAAAGUUAUAAUAGCUUCUAUACCAAGUAUGAAAAUUCUUCAAAUAUUAGAUCCUACAAUAUUACUAAAAGAUUCAAAUAUUUUUGUUUCUAUUUUAUCCAAUGAAAAUAAGGAAAUAACUUUACUAGUAAAUAAUGGAGAUAUUUACCAGGAAAAUUAUGAAGAAAUAUCAGAAAACAUAAUUGCUGGAAAGGUAAAGUCAAUAUUUAAUAAUUGUCUUGCACUAUCCAAGGGAAAUGAAGAUAAAUUAAUAUGUUUUAAUGGUAUCAAUGCUCCAGAUUUUUAUCAGCUUGAUAGAAAAGAUUCAUCUAUAAAUACUUCAUUAUUUUUUGUCUUUUUCCUAUGGAUUUUUACUUUAUUUCAAAAACUAUAUUUUCUAUCAUAUAAAUUUUUUCAAAAAAAUAUAAAAACAAAAAGUAUAGAAUAUAAAUCAAGGAAAAUAGAUCUUUCAAUUAAUACAAUAAAAAAUACAACUUUUGAAAUUUAUCUAGAAAAAUUAUUAUCUCAAAAAAAUUAUGAAAAAGCAAAAGAUUUAGCUAAAGAACAUAAUUGUUUUGAUAUUGAUAAUAUUAAUAAAUUUCAAUGGAAUGAUGCUAAAGAACCAUCAGAUGAAUUAUUAACUAUAUUAAAUGAAAUAAAAGAUAAAGAAUGGGUUGUCAAUGAAUGCCUUAAAUGUAAUUUUCCUGACUAUGAUUUUCAAUUGAAACUUAAAGAAAUUUGUAAUAAAUUAAAAUCUCAAGUUUCAGAGGAGUUACAAUUUCUUAUUUCUCAUAGUAAUCUUAUUUUUGAACUUGGUGAAUGGGAUGAUAUUGAAAAAUUUAAUCAAGUAAAACAAAUGAGUUUACUUGACUUAGGAAUAUUUAUAUUACAGGAGGAGCGUAUUGAUAUGGCUACAGAAUUAAUAAAAUCAUAUAGAAAAUUAUUAAAACCUUACAUAUUAAUAAUGUUAUAUCAUAUUCCAGAAAGUGUAAAUCCAAGACAAUAUACUGAGUUAUUGCCAAAUAUUAAAGGACAACCAGAAAAUGAAAUUGAUCCAUAUUUAUUUUUAGAUGAAUUUACUGAAAAACAUAUAGAAUAUUUUGAAAAAGAAAAAGAAUUAAUUUUACAUAGUUGGAAUGUGAUAAUGGAACAAAACCUUGAUAUUAUUCCAUAUUAUUUGGAAGGAAAAAAUCAGCAAACUAUUUCUUUUGACUGGUUGAAGAAACGUAUAUUAGAAAUUGAUGAAAAAUGCGGGUUGGCAAAUUAUAGUAUGAGGUUAUCUGAAAUAUCAACAGAAAGGGGAUUUGUUGAGAUGGAAGUUUAUAUAAUGCAUUGUUACUUUUAUCUUCAGUAUUUGUUGAGACUUAAUGGAGGUGUUUCAUUAACACUUGAAACAUUUUUAAAUAUUGAUAGUCAAAUAGUUGCAAAAAGUGUCAUAAAACAUAUGUCUCCAGCAACCAUAAUUGAUAAUAUUCCUUUAUUAGUUAAAAUAUUUUCAUAUUUUGAGGGAAAAAAUAUGGAUUCAUGUGCAGAAAAAGACAUGGCAUUAAUUCUUGAACAUUGUUCUCAAACAUCAAUGGCUGCUUUAGAUGUCAUGACAUCAAAUUUCCCAAAUUUUCUUACAUAUAAAUCUAUUGAAAAAUGUUUUUGUGCUUCUAAUUUAAAAGGAAAACCCCUAAUAGAUGAAUGUCAAAAAUAUAAAAUUGAAAAAGAAAUAAUAGAUGCAAGAAAAAAUCAUGGUAAAGCUUGGAAUUUAUUGAUGAUGUUAAUUAGAAAUUCUGAAUGUUUAUCUGAACAGGAUUGGAAAUAUAUGAUAAUGGAUGUAAAUGAUAUUAGAACUGUUAUUUUUGAUAAAAUUCUUACAUUUGAAAAAGUUAACCAACUGCUACUUGAUGAAAUGAUUGAAUUAAUUGAAAAGGUUUCACCUGACAAAAUACCAAUUCAUUUAAUAAGAAAUGAUGGAAACUUGUCAGAGGAAAAAAUUGAUCAAAUUCUUUUAGCAAAAAGUAAUCAUUAUUUAAAUAUGUCCCUUCCAGAUAUCAAUGAUGAGAAUUUAAUUUUUGCUGAAAGAGUUUUAAAUUUAAUUUCUAAUAAUAUUAAUAACGAAAAAUAUGAUUUACAAAAAAGGCAACUUGAAAAAGUUAAAUUGUCCUUGAAAUUAGGAUGUAAACGUAUACCAGCUCAGAUUAUGUUUUGUGAUGGUGAAGAAUUGGUGAGAGAAUUAAUUUUUAUUAGUGAUAAUUACAAAAAAAUUGAGAAACUUACUCAACUAAGUGAUUUAUUUGAUAUACAAUAUUCAAGAUCAAAAGUAAUGGCAAUGUGUAUUGAAAGAGCAAUUGAAGUGGAAGACAUUUCUAUCUUAAAAAGUUAUAUUGAAGAGCUAAGAGAAAUUUCCAGAAAUAUAUCUAUGGUAUUUAAUACAUGUAUACUACUUUGGAAAUCUAAAAUGCUCCCUGAUAUGAAAGAAGAAAUAAUGGCUUGUAUGUUUUUAAAUUGUACCAGUGAAAAUGAUAUUCUAAUAGCAUUUGAUAUUAUGAAUUCUGACGGAAUGGAAAGUAACAAGGAGAUUGAGGAAAAUAAUUCAUUUUGGUUGGUAAAUAAUUUUAUUUAUAAUUAG
Molecule: messenger RNA, 3456 nt
Organism: Strongyloides ratti
Lineage: Eukaryota; Metazoa; Nematoda; Chromadorea; Rhabditida; Strongyloididae
Exons: 3
Coding region: 1-3456 (1151 amino acids)
Biological process (GO): retrograde vesicle-mediated transport, Golgi to endoplasmic reticulum
Cellular component (GO): Dsl1/NZR complex; endoplasmic reticulum membrane
Molecular function (GO): SNARE binding
Source: RefSeq, a predicted model, not a curated record